GACGUCAUAGCACAUACAAGCUACCCCACACAUUCAUAUCCUGCUUAAACUCUAUCAUCACAUUGACUUUCGUCACUUAUUCUACUCUCAAUCUCAAAUAACACUAAAACAAUACUAUCUAAGGGCCGGUCCGCUUUUUGAAACUUACUAUAUAGUCCAACAAAACUAACUUACACUUGAAAAAAAAGAGAUGUUUCAAGCACUCAAAUCCAGCAUGACGGACAAAGUACAAUCUCCACCCAAAGAUGCUGAUGGGAAUCCCAGCACUCAAGAAAAAGUCCUUUCCCAAAUCAACGAAAAGAUAAAGGCUGCACAAGAAGCCACCGAAAAAGCAUCUGCAAAUCGUGAAGAAGCAUCCUCGCUUCCCGACUCCGAAGAUGCACAAGAAGCUAAGGCAAAACUCCUAGAGGAAGCCCAGAAAUUGGAGAAGAGGGCGAAUUCGGAGUUGAAGAUUGCACAGAGGUUGCAGAGUGGAGUGUGGCAGGGAGGCGCGGGAGGUGCGGGGAUAGGGGCAGGUGUGGGAAUGGGACUGGGGACGGUGGUGGGAUCGGUGGUGGGAGGUGUGGUGAGUGUGCCGACUACGGGGUUGGGAUUGUUGGCGGGUGUUGGGGCGGGGGCGGCUCAUGGACCUUGGUUUAAAUUACCGAAGAUUGGGGGAGAGGAAGGGGAAGCGGGAGAAGCAGAUGAGAAGAUGGCGGAGGGAGAUAUCAAGAAGGAAGAAGGGGAGAUGAAAAAAGUGGAGGCGGAGGCGGAGGCAGAAGAGGAGAAAUAGUGGAUGGUUGCAUCGAUACGAAUCUACGAAUUUCAACGGCCGAUAUGCGAAUUUCGAAUCAAGAAGCGAUGUUUUAUAUUAUACCAAUUAUUUGAAGAUGGGACGAGAUUGAAUAUUUGAAGAACGUUGGAGAAACAUCAUCAGACACGAAAGUGUCGACGUAUGUAUUUCAUAUGGGCACAUCUGGAGUUGGAACUACGAGCACACUGUUUGUUAUUUGCAUUUCCUAUAAUUGCGUGAUAAAUACAUUCAUCAUGCUAUCGUUGUACAUUCUUUAAUUGUAUACUAUUUCAUCUUCGUGGAACGAAAACUUUAGGACAAUUUGAGAAUUGUGUUCUCGAGAACGCUAGACGACCACAAUCAAGCUUGAACCAAAUGAUUUUAAGUCUGAAUACUCUCAUCUAAAUCAUAUCAGACCGCAGAUUAUAUAAAUUAGAUACGAUUUUGUUUACAAAUUUGACUCGCCAUCGUCUCA
This is a messenger RNA of Botrytis cinerea B05.10, 1247 nucleotides long. RefSeq lists its product as hypothetical. The transcript has a single exon. The record is from RefSeq and is a predicted model, not a curated record. Bases 191 to 772 code for a protein of 193 amino acids. NCBI's taxonomy places the organism in Eukaryota, Fungi, Ascomycota, Leotiomycetes, Helotiales, Sclerotiniaceae.